AUGUCUACGACGAUAUCUGUAGAAAGCCCUUUGAAAGGAGGCUGCUACUGCGGGGCAGUUUCUUAUGCGAUUUCCGCACCGCCUGUGACGCGUGCUUUCUGUCACUGCACUCAGUGCCAGAGGUUGAACGCCUGCCCGUUCAUCCAUACGAUCCAUGUUGAUGCGUUGCACUUCACAUGGGCUCAUGCUACCCCGCAUGAAUCUUUUCUCGACAGAUUCGUCAAUCCUUCAAGACCGUGGAAACAGCGCUUCCGCUGUAAGUCCUGUGGCUGUACCAUUGCAUCGAAGAACUCGAAGACAAAUCGAGUCAGCGUGUGGGGUGCACAGCUGGAAAGAGAUGACGAAGGGAAGGUCAAGAGAUGGGACGAGGUGAAACCGACGGCGCACAUUUUCUAUGCUACCAGGAUGUUGGACAUCGAUGAUGGUCUGGGCAAGUGGGAAGGCUACGAAGGGAAGUCGAAAGAACUUCUUUGA
Messenger RNA from Heterobasidion irregulare TC 32-1, 474 nucleotides. RefSeq lists its product as uncharacterized. The transcript is spliced from 2 exons. The record is from RefSeq and is a predicted model, not a curated record. Gene Ontology annotation, molecular function: carbon-sulfur lyase activity. Bases 1 to 474 code for a protein of 157 amino acids. Lineage: Eukaryota; Fungi; Basidiomycota; Agaricomycetes; Russulales; Bondarzewiaceae.